Molecule: messenger RNA, 2439 nt
Organism: Cercopithifilaria johnstoni
Lineage: Eukaryota; Metazoa; Nematoda; Chromadorea; Rhabditida; Onchocercidae
Source: the annotation of a GenBank genome assembly
AUGGCCGAAGUAUGUGGAACAUCAUCGUCAUCAUCAGCAGAUAGAUGGAGCGAAAUGGACGUAGCAUCGAAGAUCUGCUCAUUAACCUAUCGUCCCCCAGCAUUAGGUGAUAAGGUAUUCAAGGAUGAGUGCAUGUAUUGCUUCAAGACACCUCUACAUUCAGGUGGACUAUAUAUUUGUCUGGAAAGGUUUGUUGGGUUCUGUACUGAUCAUGUAAUGGGUUAUUAUAAACGGACAGCGCGAAAGGGUUUUCUGUGGUGUAAGCAAGUCAAAAAGAUGUUACCGGAAGCCGAAGAACCACAAGAUAAAGUUACUAAGCUUGCAAUUGGUGUUGAAGGAGGCUUCAGCUCUGGUCCAAAAUAUGAGAUCACUAGCGAAUAUGCAGUCGUACUUUGUCCAGAUGUCGAUGAAAAAGUUCCUCUUAGGAGACUUACACCGAAACUGACAAAUGUUUGCAAUAAAAUUAUCGAAAACGAAGGAGUGCAAAGGCAGGAGAUAUUGGAAGCAGGAAUAAACGUUUGGGAAGGUGAAGCGCGAACAAAUACGAGGCAUUUAAAUUUGGAACAAAUCGACAACGGGAAGAGAAUACCUCCAUGGGGUUGGAAAUGUGAAGAAGAAGGAUGCGAUCUUAAAGAGAACUUAUGGUUGAAUCUAACCGACGGUGCAAUUAUGUGCGGCCGUUCGCAGUAUAUUCAGGAAGGAGUGAUGAGCAAAGGUCGAAAUCAUGCGCGACUGCAUUUUGACUUGACUGGUUAUCCUUUGGUCGUGAAGUUAGGUACAAUUACGAAAGAUGAUGCAGAUGUGUUUAGUUACGAUGAAGAUGAAUCGGUUCGUGAUCCGAACUUAAAGGAACAUUUGAUUCAUUUUGGUAUUGAUAUGGAUAAAACAGAAAAAACUGAAAAAAGCACACUUGAAAUGGAGCUUGACCUUAAUCAGAAAUGGGAAUGGGAAAUGUGUCAGGAGGAUGGCGCAAAUCUAGAAUUGGCCUAUGGCCCAGGCCUUACUGGAAUCAUAAACAUUGGAUCAUCGUGUUAUAUCAGUGCAACACUACAAAUGCUGCUACAAAUUCCUGAUUUCGUGCAAGCUUAUGGAAUAGAAUGCGAAAAGCAUUUCCUAAACGUUGCAAUACUCGAUUCUCAUAAUGAUUUCAAUUGUCAGACAGCAAAAGUAUUCUCGAGUUUAUUAAGCGGUGAAUUUUCUCAAAAAGACAGUGAGUGUAACGGUAUCAAACCGGUACAGUUCCGGAAAGUAGUAUCAAGAGGAAAUGCGGAAUUUUCAAGUACACGGCAGCAAGAUGCUGACGAAUACAUAAGAUUACUUUUUGACCGAAUAGAUGAGUUUCUGAAGAAGCCGAAACCAGUUGAUGCAGUGCGAUUUAAAUUAGAGCAACGUUUAAAAGAUAACGCAACAAGUAGAGUCCGUUAUAAUUAUACGGAAGAAGUAGUACUCUCGUUGAAUGUACCAGAAAAAAGCGUCUGUAAAAAACUUGCAAAAACAGGCGAAACGGAGGCACAAAUACGACCUACGGUAUCAUUUGCUGAAUGCUUGUCGGCAACAUUUGGGAGUCAGGAGAUUGAUGAUUUUCGAUCGCCAAUAACAGACGAAGUGAGAGGAGCCAUCGAGCAAUACAGCAUCGCUACUUUUCCCGAUUAUCUGAUUAUACAGCUUAAAAAAUUCACUCUGGCAGAGGACUACAGUGUGAAAAAGUUAGAUGUUAAUGUGGAAAUGCCAGACGAAAUUGAUUUGGAAGCAUUUCGUGGCUAUGGGAAACAGCCUGAAGAGAUGUUACUACCACAUCAAUCUGCCAAAUCGGAGUUAUCGUUGAACCGAUCUCUGCCUGGCAUUGAUCCUGAUGUUUUUGACAGGCUCUGUAGAUCAGGUAUUACACCCGAAGCUGCACGUCGUGCUAUUCACAUGACCAAGAAUACUGGUUUCGAUGCAGCAUUAGACUGGUUCAUGCAUAGUGUUGGUGAUAGGGACAUCAACGAGGAGCAUCCCGAUUUGCGGUUAAAGGCAAGCGAUGUCGAUGGAAUAGCGAUUGAACAACUUACAAAUCUCGGAUUUUCUGUUUAUCAAGCACGCUAUGCUCUUCAAAAAGUUAAUACUGGCAUAAAUGAUGCAGCCGAUUGGCUUUUUUCAAAUGUGGACACUAUACCACCUCAGGAAAGAGAUGAACAGAUCAAGGAUUAUUUUUUUUCGGUAGACGUGCCAAAAGAAUAUCGCGACGGGAAAGAACAUUACCGUCUGGUUGGUUUUAUAUCACAUAUGGGGACUUCACCACAUUCAGGACAUUAUGUUGCUCAUAUUAAAAAAGACUCAAAAUGGUAUUUGUUCAACGACGAAAAAGUAGCUAUAUCUCAGAAUCCACCAACAUUAUUGGGUUAUAUCUACCUGUACGAACGAUAUUGUGCUCCGGAAGUAAAGCCAUGUGACGAUUAA